GUCGUUUUUCCGGAAGCGACGGGAUUCGGAAUCUUGCUCCAAAUGGGGCAGCAGCCGGCCGGUUGUGGGUGAGCGGUGCGUGGCGCGGCGCGUGGCGGCGGCGGGACCCCAGCUCAGGCCGGGAUGUUCGUCCUGGUGGAGAUGGUGGACACUGUGCGGAUACCUCCGUGGCAGUUUGAGAGGAAACUCAACGACUCUAUUGCGGAAGAGCUUAACAAGAAGUUGGCCAAUAAGGUUGUGUACAGCGUGGGGCUCUGCAUCUGUCUGUUCGACAUCACUAAGCUGGAGGAUGCCUACGUGUUCCCAGGGGAUGGCGCAUCGCACACCAAAGGGGCCCCACCCAGUGACGACGCUGAGCAGGUGUGGGUGUGGGAGUAUGAGACCGAGGAAGGCGCACACGACCUGUACAUGGAUAUCGGGGAGGAGCUCCGCUUCCGGGUGGUGGAUGAGAGCUUUGUGGACACGUCCCCCACUGGCCCCAGCGCUGCCGGGGUGGCCUCAUCUGGCGAGGAGCUGCCGAAGAAGGAGGCUCCAUACACACUUGUGGGAUCCAUUAGUGAGCCAGGCCUGGGUCUUCUCUCCUGGUGGACUAGCAGCUAGCCCUGGGCGUGACAGCAGACCCCGUCCAGUCCAAGACACCAGCGCAGCGCUCGGGAAGGUGGUGCUGUGAAGACAGCAGCAGCUUCUGCAGACUCCUGGGUGGAGGGGUGUGCCCACCACAUUGUCUCUUUCUCCGCCGCCCUGGCCCUGCUCCUCUCCCCAGAGUGUUCCCUGGAGGGCCGG
This is a messenger RNA of Manis javanica (Malayan pangolin), 783 nucleotides long. NCBI's taxonomy places the organism in Eukaryota, Metazoa, Chordata, Mammalia, Pholidota, Manidae. The record is from RefSeq and is a predicted model, not a curated record.